AUGACGAAAAGAGCAGGGCAAGACGAAAGACUAGAAGCUAAUAGAGUUAGGUCUGCUGCUAGCAGGGCAGUUGAGAUUCAUGACGAAAGAGACGAAAGACUAGAAGCUAAUAGAGCUAGGUCUGCUGCUAGCAGGGCAGUUGAGAUUCAUGACGAAAGAGACAAAGGACUAGAAGCUAAUAGAGUUAGGUCUGCUGCUAGCAGGGCAGUUGAGAUUCAUGACGAAAGAGACGAAAGACUAGAAGCUAAUAGAGCUAGGUCUGCUGCUAGCAGGGCAGUUGAGAUUCAUGACGAAAGAGACAAAGGACUAGAAGCUAAUAGAGUUAGGGGUCUGCUGCGGUCUGCUGCUAGCAGGGCAGUUGAGAUUCAUGACGAAAGAGACGAAAAGACUAGAAGCACUAAUAGAGUUAGGUCUGCUGCUAGCAGGGCAGUUGAGAUUCAUGACGAAAGAGACGAAAGACUAGAAGCUAAUAGAGCUAGGUCUGCUGCUAGCAGGGCAGUUGAGAUUCAUGACGAAAGAGACAAAGGACUAGAAGCUAAUAGAGCUAGGUCUGCUGCUAGCAGGGCAGUUGAGACUCAUGACGAAAGAGACAAAAGACUAGAAGCUAAUAGAGCUAGGUCUGCUGCUAGCAGGGCAGUUGAGACUCAUGACGAAAGAGACAAAAGACUAGAAGCUAAUAGAGUUAGGUCUGCUGCUAGCAGGGCAGUUGAGAUUCAUGACGAAAGAGACAAAGGACUAGAAGCUAAUAGAAUUAGGUCUGCUGCUAGCAGGGCAGUUGAGAUUCAUGACGAAAGAGACGAAAGACUAGAAGCUAAUAGAGCUAGGUCUGCUGCUAGCAGGGCAGUUGAGAUUCAUGACGAAAGAGACAAAGGACUAGAAGCUAAUAGAGUUAGGUCUGCUGCUAGCAGGGCAGUUGAGAUUCAUGACGAAAGAGACGAAAGACUAGAAGCUAAUAGAGUUAGGUCUGCUGCUAGCAGGGCAGUUGAGAUUCAUGACGUAAGAGACGAAAGACUAGAAGCUAAUAGAGCUAGGUCUGCUGCUAGCAGGGCAGUUGAGAUUCAUAAGGAAAGAGACGAAAGAUUAGAAGCUAAUAGAGCUAGGUCUGCUGCUAGCAGGGCAGUUGAGAUUCAUGACGAAAGAGACGAAAGACUAGAAGCUAAUAGAGCUAGCAGGGCAGUUGAGAUUCAUGACGAAAGAGACGAAAGACUAGAAGCUAAUAGAGCUAGGUCUGCUGCUAGCAGGGCAGUUGAGAUUCAUGACGAAAGAGACGAAAGACUAGAAGCUAAUAGAGCUAGGUCUGCUGCUAGCAGGGCAGUUGAGAUUCAUGACGAAAGAGACAAAGGACUAGAAGCUAAUAGAGCUAGGUCUGCUGCUAGCAGGGCAGUUGAGAUUCAUGACGAAAGAGACGAAAGACUAGAAGAAGCUAAUAGAGCUAGGUCUGCUGCUAGCAGGGCAGUUGAGAUUCAUGACGAAAGAGACGAAAGACUAGAAGCUAAUAGAGCUAGGUCUGCUGCUAGCAGGGCAGUUGAGAUUCAUGACGAAAGAGACAAAGGACUAGAAGCUAAUAGAGUUAGGUCUGCUGCUAGCAGGGCAGUUGAGAUUCAUGACGAAAGAGACGAAAGACUAGAAGCUAAUAGAGCUAGGUCUGCUGCUAGCAGGGCAGUUGAGAUUCAUGACGAAAGAGACGAAAGACUAGAAGCUAAUAGAGCUAGGUCUGCUGCUAGCAGGGCAGUUGAGAUUCAUGACGAAAGAGACAAAGGACUAGAAGCUAAUAGAGUAGGGUCUGCUGCUAGCAGGGCAGUUGAGAUUCAUGACGAAAGAGACGAAAGACUAGAAGCUAAUAGAGCUAGGUCUGCUGCUAGCAGGGCAGUUGAGAUUCAUGACGAAAGAGACAAAGGACUAGAAGCUAAUAGAGUUAGCAGGGCAGUUGAGACUCAUGACGAAAGAGACGAAAGACUAGAAGCUAAUAGAGCUAGGUCUGCUGCUAGCAGGGCAGUUGAGAUUCAUGACGAAAGAGACGAAAGACUAGAAGCUAAUAGAGCUAGGUCUGCUGCUAGCAGGGCAGUUGAGAUUCAUGACGAAAGAGACGAAAGACUAGAAGCUAAUAGAGCUAGCAGGGCAGUUGAGAUUCAUGACGAAAGAGACGAAAGACUAGAAGCUAAUAGAGCUAGGUCUGCUGCUAGCAGGGCAGUUGAGACUCAUGACGAAAGAGACGAAAGACUAGAAGCUAAUAGAGCUAGGUCUGCUGCUAGCAGGGCAGUUGAGAUUCAUGACGAAAGAGACGAAGGACUGGAAGCUAAUAGAGUUAGGUCUGCUGCUAGCAGGGCAGUUGAGAUUCAUGACGAAAGAGACGAAAGAUUAGAAGCUAAUAGAGCUAGGUCUGCUGCUAGCAGGGCAGUUGAGAUUCAUGACGAAAGAGACAAAGGACUAGAAGCUAAUAGAGUUAGGUCUGCUGCUAGCAGGGCAGUUGAGAUUCAUGACGAAAGAGACGAAAGACUAGAAGCUAAUAGAGCUAGGUCUGCUGCUAGCAGGGCAGUUGAGACCCAUGACGAAAGAGACGAAAGACUAGAAACUAAUAAAGCUAGGUCUGCUGCUAGCAGGGCAGUUGAGAUUCAUGACGAAAGAGACGAAAGACUAGAAGCUAAUAGAGCUAGGUCUGCUGCUAGCAGGGCAGUUGAGACUCAUGACGAAAGAGACGAAAGACUAGAAGCUAAUAGAGCUAGGUCUGCUGCUAGCAGGGCAGUUGAGAUUCAUGACGAAAGAGACGAAAGACUAGAAGCUAAUAGAGCUAGGUCUGCUGCUAGCAGGGCAGUUGAGAUUCAUGACGAAAGAGACGAAAGACUAGAAGCCAAUAGAGCUAGGUUUGCUGCUAGCAGGGCAGUUGAGACUCAUGACGAAAGAGACGAAAGACUAGAAGCUAAUAGAGCUAGCAGGGCAGUUGAGAUUCAUGACGAAAGAGACGAAAGACUAGAAGCUAAUAGAGCUAGGUCUGCUGCUAGCAGGGCAGUUGAGACUCAUGACGAAAGAGACGAAAGACUAGAAGCUAAUAGAGCUAGGUCUGCUGCUAGCAGGGCAGUUGAGAUUCAUGACGAAAGAGACGAAAGACUAGAAGCUAAUAGAGCUAGGUCUGCUGCUAGCAGGGCAGUUGAGACUCAUGACGAAAGAGACGAAAGACUAGAAGCUAAUAGAGCUAGGUCUGCUGCUAGCAGGGCAGUUGAGACUCAUGACGAAAGAGACGAAAGACUAGAAGCUAAUAGAGCUAGGUCUGCUGCUAGCAGGGCAGUUGAGACUCAUGACGAAAGAGACGAAAGACUAGAAGCUAAUAGAGCUAGGUCUGCUGCUAGCAGGGCAGUUGAGACUCAUGACGAAAGAGACGAAAGACUAGAAGCUAAUAGAGCUAGGUCUGCUGCUAGCAGGGCAGUUGAGACUCAUGACGAAAGAGACGAAAGACUAGAAGCUAAUAGAGCUAGGUCUGCUGCUAGCAGGGCAGUUGAGACUCAUGACGAAAGAGACGAAAGACUAGAAGCUAAUAGAGCUAGGUCUGCUGCUAGCAGGGCAGUUGAGACUCAUGACGAAAGAGACGAAAGACUAGAAGCUAAUAGAGCUAGGUCUGCUGCUAGCAGGGCACAGGCAGUUGAGACUCAUGACGAAAGAGACGAAAGACUAGAAGCUAAUAGAGCUAGGUCUGCUGCUAGCAGGGCAGUUGAGAUUCAUGACGAAAGAGACGAAAGACUAGAAGCUAAUAGAGCUAGGUCUGCUGCUAGCAGGGCAGUUGAGAUUCAUGACGAAAGAGACGAAAGACUAGAAGCUAAUAGAGCUAGGUCUGCUGCUAGCAGGGCAGUUGAGAUUCAUGACGAAAGAGACGAAAGACUAGAAGCUAAUAGAGCUAGGUCUGCUGCUAACAGGGCAGUUGAGAUUCAUGACGAAAGAGACGAAAGACUAGAAGCUAAUAGAGCUAGGUCUGCUGCUAGCAGGGCAGUUGAGACUCAUGACGAAAGAGACGAAAGACUAGAAGCUAAUAGAGCUAGGUCUGCUGCUAGCAGGGCAGUUGAGAUUCAUGACGAAAGAGACGAAAGACUAGAAGCUAAUAGAGCUAGCAGGGCUGUUGAGAUUCAUGACGAAAGAGACGAAAGACUAGAAGCUAAUAGAGCUAGGUCUGCUGCUAGCAGGGCAGUUGAGACUCGAAAUGACGAAAGAGACGAAAGACUAGAAAAGACUAAUAGAGCUAGGUCUGCUGCUAGCAGGGCAGUUGAGACUCAUGACGAAAGAGACGAAAGACUAGAAGCUAAUAGAGCUAGGUCUGCUGCUAGCAGGGCAGUUGAGACUCAUGACGAAAGAGACGAAAGACUAGAAGCUAAUAGAGCUAGGUCUGCUGCUAGCAGGGCAGUUGAGAUUCAUGACGAAAGAGACGAAAGACUAGAAGCUAAUAGAGCUAGGUCUGCUGCUAGCAGGGCAGUUGAGAUUCAUGACGAAAGAGACGAAAGACUAGAAGAUAAUAGAGCUAGGUCUGCUGCUAGCAGGGCAGAUGAGACUCCUCUGUUGAUACAGACAAGCGACUUAUUGGACAGCAUCCGGGAUGGUUUAACUCUGUAUAUAUCUAUCUAUCUAUCUAUCUAUCUAUCUAUCUAUCUAUCUAUCUAUCUAUCAUAUACAGUGGACUCUUCCGUUGUUUUCCACAUAUGA
Acanthosepion pharaonis is the source of this 4683-nucleotide messenger RNA. The record is from the annotation of a GenBank genome assembly. Lineage: Eukaryota; Metazoa; Mollusca; Cephalopoda; Sepiida; Sepiidae.